ACAAAAUUAUUCAGAUAUGGGUCUGUCAGCGAGAGUGGGUUUAGCUCUUGCUGUGCUUCUUUUAAUCUUGUUCUCCUUAUUGUGGGAGCAAUCUACAUCAACGAUUGUCCUGUGGAGAAAAAGAUUCCAAUAUUUUUAGUGGUGGCCGGUAUAACAGGCAUACUACUUGUGCUGCUGACAUUUCUGCAAAGUUGUUGCUACGACGAAGACAAAGAAUCAGAUCUGAGUUGCUGGCGUGUGUUCAUAAUUGCUAUCAUGAUAUUCUGGUCAGCGUGGCUGAUCACUGGCUCAUUUUGGGUAUAUUCCAACUAUCGUCCAAAGUAUACAAAGACAAACAAAGAUGACCUCAGAAGAUAUUGCAAUGAAAUGUUGUAUAUCUUUUCUUUUUGGGCAAUUAAUUUGGUAUAUAUGUUUUUUGUUAUAUUUCUCAUCGCGGGUGUCUUCCUUUACUUAUGCAUGCCAGAAAUCUGGAGUCAACUUUGGGGGUACUAAAACAUUUUGCUCCUGGCUCUUUAACUUAAUAUCAUUCAUUUAUGCUCAUGGUAUAACUGGUUAUUUUUGUCAAUAAUGAGAUACGAAUUCAUUAUAAAACGUAGAAUUUAUAACAACGCUGUUAUUUCACGCGAGGUAUUCUUCAAAAAAAAAUUGCAAGAAAAUCGUGUA
Messenger RNA from Xenia sp. Carnegie-2017, 663 nucleotides. RefSeq names its product transmembrane protein 272-like. The record is from RefSeq and is a predicted model, not a curated record. The transcript is spliced from 3 exons. The annotation marks the transcript as partial. Lineage: Eukaryota; Metazoa; Cnidaria; Anthozoa; Malacalcyonacea; Xeniidae.